This is a messenger RNA of Micropterus dolomieu (smallmouth bass), 2234 nucleotides long. RefSeq names its product peroxiredoxin-6-like. Gene Ontology annotation, cellular component: cytosol; mitochondrion. Lineage: Eukaryota; Metazoa; Chordata; Actinopteri; Centrarchiformes; Centrarchidae. The coding region runs from base 15 to 689 and encodes 224 amino acids. Gene Ontology annotation, molecular function: peroxiredoxin activity. The record is from RefSeq and is a predicted model, not a curated record. The transcript has 5 exons. Gene Ontology annotation, biological process: cell redox homeostasis; cellular oxidant detoxification.
CUCGCGCACUGAAAAUGCCCGGACUGCUGCUCGGAGAUGUGUUGCCUGAUUUCGAGGCAGAGACCACCACUGGCAAAAUUAAACUCCACGAUUUUCUCGGUGAUUCAUGGGGAAUCCUGUUCUCCCAUCCGAGAGACUACACCCCUGUGUGCACCACAGAGCUAGGUCGAGCUGCCAGACUGAGCAGUGAGUUCAGUAAACGCAAUGUCAAAAUGAUCGCGCUGUCCAUCGACUUCCUGGAGGAUCACCAUGGCUGGAGCAAGGACAUCCUGGCAUACAACUGUGAGGAGUCUGCCUGCUGCACGCUGCCUUUUCCCAUCAUAGCGGACAGUAAACGUGAGCUGGCAGUGGCCCUGGGCAUGCUGGACCCUGAUGAGAAGGACAAAGAUGGCAUGCCGCUCACUGCCCGCUGUGUAUUUAUCAUUGGCCCUGACAAAAGGCUGAAACUAUCACUCCUCUACCCAGCAACCACUGGGCGCAACUUUGAUGAGAUUUUGCGAGUGGUGGACUCACUCCAGAUCACAGCAGGGAAACGAGUGGCCACACCUGCCGACUGGAAGCCUGGAGACUGUGUGAUGGUCCCUCCCAGCAUGUCUGAGGAGGAGGCUGCCUCUUUGUUCCCAGGUGGUGUCUACACCAAAGACCUGCCCUCUGGCAAGAAGUACCUGCGUUACACGCCCCAGCCAUAAGCACAAGCAGAGACAGUACUGAUAUUCAACACUCGCUUUACAAAAUGUCACACAGACUGUCCUAUGAUCCAGCAGCUCUCAACCCUUGACUUCAAGAACCUUGAGUUCUGAUCACCAGGUAGAAAAACAAGUCAGUGGACAAAUGACAACCAGUGCCUUUUAGAAUAUGUAAGACUUUUUAAAUAAGUUUUUACAGUUAAAAUAAGUUUUAAACAUGUACAUUGUACCAAUAAUAAAGCUGCAAUGUUGCAGGAGGAAGUGGUUUGUGGUGCCAUUUACACUAAGGGUGAGGAAAUAAUGUGGUCGCCUUGCCUGGGUAGUGAGUACUCAUUUUAGGUUUACAUCAAUAAACCUGGGAUUGUCUACUCUCACAUAACUGAUUGCUGUAAGUUUGCACUAGUUUUGCCAGGCCACACUGAUUAUUUUCACAGAAAGUCUUGUGGAUUUAUUGUAUCUAUAUAUAGAUCAUGGUUAUGUAGCGAUGAGUAUUAGGAGUAAUUUUUUACUAAAGAAUGAUGUUUAGCAAACUCACUGAAUAACUCUGUCAUGAUUUCUGGACUCCACUGUUUAGAAACAUCUUAGUGUUGGGCAGCAGAGCUCUCCCUGCCCCCUCUUUGUCAUAAUUUACUUCUGUUUGAAGGCGGCUGUUAACUCAGCUGUGUAGGAUUUGGCGUUCCCAGUCACCGGGUCGACAGCAUUGGUGAAGAGCUUAUCAACUUUGAGCCUGGGAACUGCUGGCAACAGGUUCCUCUCUGCGACCAGCGGACAGGACAAUUUAAGGACAGUGGAGGAAUUACAAACAGGAAAUGAAAAGAUAAGAUAAAAUACAGUGAAGAUAGAACAAAGGACAUGGUUUUUAAAAAUGAAUGAGCGUGUCACCACUUAGUUGAAGCUCACUAAAUUAUAUAUCAAAAGACAUUAGUUUGGAGUGACUGGCAUGAGCACGGUUCUAUCAUUUAAAUUUUUUAUUAGGAAUACAUUUGAAGGUGUCAGUACUUGCCGGUUUGUGACUUUGGAUGGAGCAAGUGAACACUGUAAAAUCUGUCGAUGUUACCUCAUUCACUCCUGCAUCCUGCUCUUUGUUUUGGGUAGAAAUGCAACAGUGGAUCUACAAGGACAGACAGCCAUGGAAAGCUCCAACAGCUUGUCCCCAUAAAGGUCUUCUUUACUGUCAUCUGCCAGGUGGUGUUAAAUCGAGCAUGUGUGAAGUCUAAAUUCUGCCAGUCAUAUAUCCAGAACCAACUUAACCCCUGACAGAUAGUCAGCCAAAGAGAGCGGUUUUCCUUCAGGUUCCUUCAAACUGGGCCAUUAAUAAUAUCAUGGAAAUUAGCAGGGUUAAGACUACUGUUCUUGUCUCCAGUGUGUGGAUUUGUCAUCACUAUUACGUCAGAGAGAGUCAGUUCCAACUCGGCCGCCUCCCACCAGCAGUGUCAUCUCUGGUUCAUGAUGGCUUGGUACUCCCUCUGGUGGGCGAACAGUCGCAGGAACACUUUGUACUUUCUCUCAUAGAAGCUAAAAAAAUGAAAUGUAGAAAAUAAUUACACA